GCUCGCCAACACCCGGCAGUCUCUCAGCCGCUGCAGAAGGACGCCAGGCGCAAUCAAGAUGCACGUUCUGCUGCUGACCCUUGUGCUUGGUCUGGUUUGUGCAGACCAGGAACCUACAUCUGGGAACCAUCAGCCAUGGACGCUAGGAAUCAACUUAUUUGCGAUCUCAGGAGACUGGUACUCUGGGCUCAAAGCAGCGGAUGAUGUCAACAUGAUCCGUGAAAAUGGCCCUCUAAGGAUUUAUGUUCGUCGGCUUCAAUGUAGUGACAUCUGUGAAACAAUCAACGCUGAUUUUUAUAGCAAGGUGAAUGGGACAUGCCAAAGUCAUACACUGGCAUUAAGGAAAACAGAAAAUGGCAUAUACGAGGCCGACUUCCAGGGUAAAACCCAUCUCCAGGUGAGUUUUUCGCUGCGGGACAUCUUGAAAAUAUAUGGUGAUCAUACUACUGCAGACGGAAAGAAGACGGUGUUCACUGAGCUCCUUGUGAAAAGACGGGACAUCAGCAAAGAGGAAUAUGAGGAAUUCAAAGUCUUCACUGAGUCCAAGGGUAUUACAGCAGAAAACAUUCUAGAAGUCAUCAAAGAAGACACCUGUCCUCUGACCAUCGGUUAGUGGAUAAUGGCCCCAACGAUAUAAGCAUCAUCGUCCCAAUGAACAGACUCAUCGCCGUGAAGAGAAAAUCACCUUUUCUGUCAAGUCAUAAUUUCUUCUUUCCUAGGAAACCAUCUUGGCCUCCAAGCUUUCCCCCAGUCACCCUCUAAACGCUCUCUGUUACUAGAUUGCUAAGUGAUUGAAUAAACUGAUUUAUGCACA
This is a messenger RNA of Manis pentadactyla (Chinese pangolin), 814 nucleotides long. Its product is annotated as female-specific lacrimal gland protein-like. The transcript is spliced from 7 exons. Lineage: Eukaryota; Metazoa; Chordata; Mammalia; Pholidota; Manidae. Bases 59 to 613 code for a protein of 184 amino acids. Gene Ontology annotation, molecular function: small molecule binding; odorant binding. The record is from RefSeq and is a predicted model, not a curated record.